This is a messenger RNA of Drosophila subobscura, 500 nucleotides long. RefSeq names its product mediator of RNA polymerase II transcription subunit 22 (gene MED22). Gene Ontology annotation, molecular function: transcription coregulator activity. The transcript has 3 exons. Gene Ontology annotation, biological process: regulation of transcription by RNA polymerase II. Gene Ontology annotation, cellular component: mediator complex. The record is from RefSeq and is a predicted model, not a curated record. Lineage: Eukaryota; Metazoa; Arthropoda; Insecta; Diptera; Drosophilidae. Bases 1 to 432 code for a protein of 143 amino acids.
AUGGCCAGCGGUUCCCGGAUUACCACGCUGCCGCAGUCGAAGGAGGCGCUACUCAAGUCAUACAACGCACGCCUCAAGGAGGAUGUGCGCAGUAUGCUGGAGAACUUUGAGGAAACACUCAAGCUGGCGCGCAGAGAGAGCCACAGCCAAAUAUCGCGUACGACACAAUGCGAGCAGGAUGCCCUCGAAAUGCAAAUACGAGCCUCCAAUAUGGUGCGUGCGGGUGAGUCGCUGAUGAAGCUGGUGGCCGAUCUCAAGCAGUAUCUCAUACUGAACGACUUCCAUUCGGUCAACGAGGCCAUUACGAACAACUCGCAGCUGUUUCGUGCCACCCAAAUCGAGUGCGACAGGAAGCUGAUGAAGCUGCGCGACGAAAUGGCGAUGGAUCUGUACGAUCUCGAGGAGGAGUACUACACGAGCAUAUUCAAGUAGAUCGCCGCUGUACCAUAAGCCAUUUAAUAUCAUUUAUUUAUUUAAUACAACAGUUAACCAAAGCUAAA